AUGGAUUCUCGUAAUAGUCAAAUUAGAUAUGCUACAGUAAAUAUCGAUGAAUAUAUUCGUCAGCAUUAUAGAAGUCGUUUUUUAUACAUUUAUCGUAAUGUCAAGAAAUUUUACUAUCGUUUGGAGGCUGUUCAACUGGAUAUUCAGUAUUUAAAAAUAUGUCGUUCAAAAGAUAUUAUUCCGUCAUUUCUAUGUUUUAAAACAGCAAACUCUGAUCUAUCGUCUUCACGAGUCUAUAAGGAUUGCCAACGUAAGCUCCUCAAUGUCGAAAUCAAUGUAAAACAUAAAAAAUUAAAUGAAUUAAAGAAAAUGUAUGAAUUAUCAGUUAAUCAACUUCGUGAAUUAUCAUCUCCUGAUUUCUUCGAACAUUUAUAUGAACUUAGUGUAUCGAAAUGUUCAGGUUUAAUAGAUAAAAAACGAACUACAUUAAAUAAAAAAUUAUUAUCGUUGAGUCCUGUUAAUAGCUCAUCACAUAAUUAUAAUUCAAAAUUCGUAACUAAUUUAUCAUCACGAGUACUAUCUAAUGAAGAACUUAUUUGUCUGGCCAAUGGAUUAGAUUACUCUUUACCAGCAAAAUCUAUCAAUUUUAUCAAUGUUGCAAGUAAUGUAGAAAUAUUUUUUCAUCGUAUUACUGAUGUUUAUCAACAUCAAAAGAAAUCUAUGAAUGAACACAAGGAAUAUGAAGCCAUUAGUGAAAGCGAUGUACGUGUUUUAAACACGAAAGAGCUGACUUUGGCUAAUGAUUUAAGUUCCUUAACUAAAUCGUUUCUAAAAAGAGCUAACCGAGGUCAAAUACAAAAAAAUAAAUUUGAUUUUCAACAACAAAGUUAUCGUAAAUUAUUACAAAAAUUAAAAGAAGAUACGCCAAUAAUUAUUACUCGUCCAAAUAAAGGAAGAGGUGUUGUUUUAAUGGACAAGCAAGAUUACGUGAAUAAGAUUCAGUCUAUUCUCAAUGACUCAUCUAAAUUUUCUUCUCUAUCUGAAGAUCCUACAUUAGCACGAGAGAAUAGCUUGAAAUCAUUAUUACGAAAAUUACACGACCAAGGGCAAACUACUGAUCAAUUUUAUUAUCUUGCACGACCUACUGGAUCCAAUCCUGGACGACUUUAUGGAUUUUCAAAAGUUCAUAAACAACCUGUAUCACUUCGACCAGUUCUUUCAUCAAUAGGAACAUUUAAUUAUGGACUUGGGAAGGCUCUUACUCAAAUGCUAUCAGAUCUGAUAGACAACAAGAAUAUGAUUAAAGAUUUAUCUUCUUUUGUUAAAGAUCUGCAUGCAUUAGAUGACCCUCUCUCAACGUUCAAAAUAGUAUCAUUUGAUGUUGUCAAUUUAUAUACAAAUAUACCUGUUGAUGCAACAAUUAAUAUUAUUCUCAAAGAAUUAUAUGAAGAUCGACCUGUACCACCUAUUAUUGAACGGAACGAUUUGAAGGAACUUCUAACCUUCGCUAUAAAAAAAUCUAAUUUUCUCUUUGAUGGAAAAAUUUACGAUCAAAUAGAUGGAGUAUCAAUGGGCUCUCCAUUGGCUCCCCUACUUGCUCAAAUUUUUUUUCAAGAAUUUGAGAAAAAAAAUUUAUCAUUAUUUGAAAAUUUGGGCAUCCUUUACUGGAAACGAUACGUUGAUGAUACCUUCGUAUUGUUGAACCCAAAAUUUUCUACAGAAAAGGUUUGUGCUGAACUCUCAAAAUUACAUUCUUCUGUUAAGUUCACUUCUCAGGAGGAAGAUGCAGUUAAACACAAACUAUCAUUUCUAAACGUAUUUAUUCAACGACAAGAAGGUAUCGGUUUUCAAACUCGUUAUCUACAGAAAACCGACCUUCACUGGACUUAUGACAAAAUGGAAUAG
This is a messenger RNA of Rotaria sp. Silwood2, 1845 nucleotides long. The record is from the annotation of a GenBank genome assembly. Lineage: Eukaryota; Metazoa; Rotifera; Eurotatoria; Philodinida; Philodinidae.